This is a messenger RNA of Cinclus cinclus, 696 nucleotides long. It is a transcript of the gene KGD4, whose product is annotated as alpha-ketoglutarate dehydrogenase subunit 4. The coding region runs from base 141 to 440 and encodes 99 amino acids. The transcript has 4 exons. The record is from RefSeq and is a predicted model, not a curated record. NCBI's taxonomy places the organism in Eukaryota, Metazoa, Chordata, Aves, Passeriformes, Cinclidae. Gene Ontology annotation, biological process: 2-oxoglutarate metabolic process.
GGCCGUGGCUUGAGGCCACGCCGCCGGGGCGGUCGGUGUCCUUGGGGAGAGCCGUGCAGUGCCUUUCACACAGUGGCGUCGCAGGUGCCCGGUUCUGUGAUAGCAGCGGGUGCGAAGCUGGCUGGCAGCUCCUUCCUAAGAUGGUCCUCUCCAAGGUAGUCAAGCCACAUACUCCAUUAAUAAAGUUCCCAGACAGAAAAAGUGGUCCCAGACCUAAAAUACAGGAAUUUCUACAAGCAAGUAUGCCAUCUCCCCUUGCUUCAAAAGCACAGGAAUCUGUAGGAGGCAUAUCACUGGCCUUUCAAAAUAUUUCACCUGUUAGUAGAGUACAAGGUACACCAGACACUUCUGAAUUAACAAGAACCUUACCUCAGAAAUACAGAAGGAAACAAAUGUCAGAUGAAGAAAUUGAAUAUAUUCAACGUGGAGGUCCAGAAUAAAUGUAGAACAUAGUUUCUUGGCUGCUGUUGAAGAAUGAGGUAUUAUAUUCACAAUAAAGGCGUUUCUGUAAUACUAAAAAUUACUAUAUGCUAAUAGCUUUAUUAAAAUGCCAUAUGAUGGGUGAGAAGAUUGACACAACACACAAGAUACUGAUUUGUGAAUGAGAAGGAAUUUAUGAUGACGGCUAAUAGCAAUUGAAUACAUAUGAUGUCUGCACCAUUAAAGUAUUUUUCUAAUUAGCCAUUUGAAAAGUCA